UGACAUUUGGAAGCUGAUAUCACAAUCAAAAUUUUCUUCCAUUAUAAAAUAUAAAUACAAAAUAAGGACUUUCAACUUAUACGAAGAAAGUAAAUAUACCAAUAAUGGCUCCAACCAUUAUAAAUGGUGCUAAUAAUGCUGAUAAAAGAGCACCGAAACCAGUGGAAAAGCGUUCGGAACUCAUAUGCCGCGUUAAGUACAGUAACACAUUACCAGAUAUACCGUUUGAUUUGAAAUUUUUAAUGUAUCCUUUUGAAAACGAUCGCUUCAUUCAAUAUAAUCCAACCUCAUUAGAACGAAAUUAUAAAUAUGAAGUCUUAACUGAACAUGAUUUGGGAGUCACUAUUGAUUUAAUUAACCGUGAUUUAUAUCAGGCAGAUCCAUAUGCUCAACUUGACCCUGAUGAUGAAAAGUUAUUAGAAGAAGAUGUUCAUACACCACAAGAUUCAAAUAGAUCAAGGCAGCAUUCGAGGAGCGUUUCUUGGUUAAGAAAAUCUGAAUAUAUUUCAACCGAACAAACAAGAUUUCAACCUCAAAAUUUGGAAACAAUUGAAGCUAAAGUAGGUUAUAACGUAAAGAAAAGUUUGAGAGAAGAGACUUUAUACUUAGAUCGUGAUGCUCAAAUUAAGGCUAUAGAGAAAACUUUUGAAGAUUCUAAAAAAGACAUAGUGAGACAUUACAGCAAACCCAAUGUGGUUCCAGUAGAAGUAUUGCCUAUUUAUCCAGAUUUUUCAAAUUGGAAAUAUCCAUGUGCCCAAGUUAUAUUUGACAGUGACCCCGCUCCAAUUGGUAAAAAUGUGCCAGCACAAAUUGAAGAAAUGUCACAAGCUAUGAUAAGAGGUGUCAUGGACGAAAGUGGUGAACAAUUUGUCGCCUAUUUCUUACCAACGGAAGAAACUUUGGAAAAACGAAGAACUGAUCUUAUAAAUCAAGUUCUGUACGAAGAUGAUGAAGAAUAUGAAUACAAAAUAGCACGAGAAUAUAAUUGGAAUGUUAAAAACAAGGCUUCUAAGGGUUACGAAGAAAAUUACUUUUUUGUCGUUCGUCAAGACGGUGUAUUUUACAACGAAUUGGAGACUCGGGUGAGACUUAGUAAGCGCAGAGUUAAAGCAGGACAGCAGCCAAGUAAUACUAAAUUAGUAGUUAAACAUCGUCCGCUGGAUGCUAAUGAACACAAAAUGCAAAGAUAUAGAGAAAAGCAACUUGAGCCACCAGGAGAGGAAGAUGAAGAAGAAGAAGACGAAGAUAUGGAAAUUGACGAAGAACCACAAGAAAUGCAUGGAGAUGAAGCAAAUGUGGAUACUGAUGCAAAAUUCGAAGAUGAAAAUCAAAAUGAAAAUAGCGACGAGCAAAGCGAUAACGAAAAUCAAAAACAAAGGGACAGAAAAUCACGUUCACGUUCAAAACAUUCUCGUAGAUCCGAAUCCAAAGCUCGUUCUUCAAGGAGUAGAUCAGGUUCAGAAUCUGAUGCUUCUGGUUCUGUUUCGGAUAAAUCAAGAUCAAGAAGUCGAUCACAUAACAAAAGUAGUCCACGGUCAAGGUCAGCAUCGGGAGACUCGCAUUCGUCACAAUCAGCGGCCGAAAGCAAGUCUCCUAAAAGUAAAAAUGGAUCCCCGGCGAGAGUGUCGAAAAGCAAGUCCAGGUCAAAAAGCAGGGCAUCUAGAUCAAGAUCUAGGUCUAGCUCUGCUUCAUCUCGGUCUUCAGGUAGUGGCAGUCGAGAUACAGAUAAAAGCGGUACUAGUUCUAAGGCGUCCUCGAGAAGAUCAUCCAAAAGUGGUAGUGAGUCUCCAAAAAGUGGAAGUGAUUCACCAAAAUCUCGAAGUGGUUCAUCAAGAAGCAGAAGCGGGUCUCCAAAAAGUGGCAGUGGAUCCCCUGGAAGUUCACCAAAAAGUACAAGUAAAUCACCUAGAAGCAGAAGCGGCUCACAUGACAGCCAAAGCGGAAGUGGUUCAGAUGAUGAGUAAUAUCUGAUAUGAGUAACCAUCAAAUUAGUUUGAGAUAAUUGUAAUGAAUUCUUAAAUAUAGUGUCUAAAACAAUAAAUGUGUUUUUGCAACAUAAAA
This is a messenger RNA of Condylostylus longicornis, 2061 nucleotides long. It is a transcript of the gene atms, whose product is annotated as RNA polymerase II-associated factor 1 homolog. Gene Ontology annotation, biological process: transcription elongation by RNA polymerase II. Gene Ontology annotation, cellular component: Cdc73/Paf1 complex. The record is from RefSeq and is a predicted model, not a curated record. The transcript is spliced from 3 exons. Bases 105 to 1964 code for a protein of 619 amino acids. Gene Ontology annotation, molecular function: RNA polymerase II complex binding; chromatin binding. Lineage: Eukaryota; Metazoa; Arthropoda; Insecta; Diptera; Dolichopodidae.